GCCCAGGGAACCAAGCAGCGCUACCGCCGCCGCCGCCGCUGCAGCCGGAGUUGGAGGAGAGAGAAGCCAGAGAGAAAAUGGCGGCUGUGGCUGCAGAGGCGGCAGCGACUGCAGCGUCUCCCGGGGAGGGGGGCGCCGGCGAGGCUGAGCCGGAGAUGGAACCCAUUCCCGGUAGCGAGGCCGGCAGUGACCACCUCCCAGUCACUGCCACUGAAGCAUCUGUGACGGACGGCGAGGCUGAUGGGCAGCAGUCUGUUCCUCAGGCCGACGAGCCGCCGCUCCCACAGCCGCCGCCGCCGCCAGGAGAGCUCGCCCGCAGCCCGGAGGCGGUGGCACCGGAGCUGGAGACUGAAGAGAAGCUGCCCGCUCGGAUUGCGGAGCCAGCAGCAGCCGCGGCAGCCGCGCCUCAGGAAGGGCCGGACCCUCCACCUUCUCCUGCGCCGCCGUCCCAGCAGUCCCCGGCGCCCGAGGAGCGCCGGGAGCCGCCUCUGCCUCAGUCUGCAGCCCCGGCACUCGUGCCACCGGCGCGUGGGGACUCCGCGGUGUCGCAACUGAUCCCUGGCUCGGAGGUGCGGGUCACGCUGGACCACAUCAUCGAGGACGCGCUCGUCGUGUCGUUCCGCCUCGGAGAGAAGCUCUUCUCCGGGGUCCUCAUGGAUCUGUCUAAAAGGUUUGGGCCCCAUGGGAUCCCUGUGACAGUAUUUCCCAAAAGGGAAUAUAAGGACAAACCUGAAGCCAUGCAGCUCCAAAGUCGUACAUUCCAAGAAGGGACAGAAGUUAAGCAUGAAGUGAAUGGUGCUGUUCCUGUUGACCCUUCUCCUAUCGCGCCUUCCGAGUCGAGCCUGUCUGAAAGCCUGUGGACUUCCAAGCCACCACCUCUCUUCCAUGAAGGAGCACCUUAUCCCCCCCCUUUGUUUAUCAGGGACACAUAUAACCAAUCAAUACCUCAGCCACCUCCUCGGAAAAUUAAGCGACCCAAACGAAAAAUGUACAGGGAAGAACCCACUUCUAUAAUGAAUGCUAUUAAACUACGACCCAGGCAAGUCCUGUGUGACAAAUGUAAAAACAGUGUUGUUGCUGAAAAAAAGGAAAUUAGGAAAGGUAGUAGUGGAAGUGACUCCUCUAAAUAUGAAGAUAAAAAACGGAGAAAUGAGAGCGUAACUGCUGUGAACAAAAAGCUUAAAACUGACCAUAAAGUGGAUGGGAAAAACCAAAAUGAAAGCCAGAAAAGAAAUUCUGUGGUUAAGGUUUCAAAUAUUGCUCAUAGCAGAGGCAGAGUAGUUAAAAUUUCUGCUCAAGCAAAUACAUCAAAAACUCAGUUAAAUACGAAAAAAGUGCUCCAGAGUAAGAACAUGGAUCAUGCAAAAGCUCGGGAAGUGCUGAAAAUUGCCAAAGAAAAGGCACAAAAGAAGCAAAGUGAAACCUCUACUUCCAAAAACGCACAUUCAAAAGUCCAUUUCACACGUCGAUAUCAGAAUCCUAGCUCAGGUUCCCUUCCACCCCGGGUUCGUUUAAAACCACAAAGGUACAGGAAUGAAGAAAAUGACUCUUCUCUGAAGACAGGACUUGAGAAAAUGCGGAGUGGCAAGAUGGCACCCAAGCCCCAGUCUCGCUGCACCUCUACCCGCUCAGCAGGUGAGGCCCCUUCAGAAAAUGAGAGUCCCUCAAAAGGUCCUGAAGAGGCCAUCAGUGAGGUUCAGGACACAAAUGAAGUGCAUGUGCCUGGUGAGCAGGAUGAACCACAGACAUUGGGCAAAAAGGGCAGCAAAAGCAAUAUCUCUGUUUAUAUGACCCUAAAUCAAAAGAAAUCUGACUCGUCUAGUGCAUCAGUUUGUAGCAUUGAUAGCACAGAUGAUUUGAAAUCUUCCAACUCGGAGUGUAGUUCUUCUGAAAGCUUUGAUUUUGCUCCAGGCAGUAUGCAUGCACCUUCCACCUCGUCUACUCCCUCCUCUUCAAAGGAAGAGAAAAAGCUCGGUAAUUCCUUGAAAAUGAAAGUCUUUUCCAAAAACGUCUCUAAAUGCAUCACACCAGAUGGCAGGACCAUAUGUGUAGGGGACAUUGUUUGGGCCAAGAUUUAUGGCUUCCCUUGGUGGCCAGCCCGUAUUCUUACCAUAACUGUGAGCCGGAAAGAUAAUGGCCUUUUAGUCCGACAGGAGGCCCGUAUUUCGUGGUUCGGGUCUCCAACAACAUCUUUCCUUGCUCUUUCGCAACUCUCCCCCUUUUUAGAAAACUUCCAGUCACGCUUUAAUAAGAAGAGAAAGGGCCUUUAUCGCAAGGCUAUCACAGAGGCAGCUAAGGCUGCCAAGCAGCUGACCCCUGAAGUGCGGGCUCUGUUGACACAAUUUGAAACAUGAACAAGGACAGUAAGCACAAAGACAUUAGCUGUCUGCUGGUUUCAUGGACCUCUACCACAGUGACACAGAGAACACCAGAGCAUCAGGACUGAAUGAAAUUGGUGACUCAAAUUUUUAAAGCUGCACUAAGAAGUUAAUGUUAAGGGCAGUGGUGAAAACCAACAGUCUGUAAAGGGGCACUUACAGAUUGUGCUAUAUUAAAACCGAAGAAAAGGUAUUAGGGUAAUAUUUUAUUAAAAAGAGAACUAUUGCAAUAAUUUAUGCAUGAGAUGAGAAGUGGUGUUUAAUACACAUACAAGAACUCGAAUUUUAUGCAUGAAGAAUCACUGACAGUAACUUCUUUUGAAUGUGAAGUUCUUAUCAGACAAUUUGGACAGGCCUAAAAGGCAUGGGAUGAUGGCAGAAAUGUUGAAUUAUUUUUCAUACUUAAACUUUGUGCUUUCUCCAGUGUUUAUGUUAAUUGGUUCAGAUAUGAGCAAAGGCAUUUCUGAAAUUGUUCUCUUUUGAAACAGCAAUAGUCACAUAUGCUGAGGUCAAUGUUUCUUUCAGGGCACCAGCAGAAACAACAGAGUAGAUUAUCUAAUAUCCUACUAAAAGAAUAGCACAGUGCCCCCCCCCCUACCCUGACCCCGCAAAGAAAAGGUGGAUCUUUUCCUUUUUUAAUAAAGCAGGGCUGUAUUAUCUUAAAUAUAUGUUUGCUUGUUAGAACAUAUUAAAAUAUAUUUAUUUGCCACCAGUAUUUCACAUUUUGUGCACAUUUUCAAAUCUUCAUUCUUAGCUUUCAAAUUCUGACUCUGAAGUAGAUAGGCCAGUGUGGAUCUUGGAGUAAAAAUGUAUACUCCAAGAGCUAGUUCUUAAUUCCACUGAGCUUGGAGGGGCUUUUAAUAUUCUCCCUUUCCUAGCCAAUUUCAUCUAGUUCAGAAAAGGUGACAGUGUCUGAAUUUUGAUAGGGGCUUCUCUCUCCAGAGAUAUCCUCCUUCUCUCUUAAGUGCAAGAAAUUCUCACAGGUGUCAGGUAGGACUUGACCCUGGGGGCAAGCGGCAGGAAUAGAUCCAUAAAGAUUGCAUCAAAAUUUUCAUGCGUGGAACAUGAAUUCUUAUUAAUAGAGACAGUAGUUGUUUUUUUUUCCCCCUUGUCUUUGGUAAAUACAUACUAUGAAAAACCUUAAUUUUUUUUUUUAAUGAAUGGAGAAAACAUAAAACCAGAUGGACCUGUUAGUACUACAUUUCUAAGGCAUUUUAUAUUUGAUGGUGCCAUACUUUUAAUAAUAGUAAUAAUAAUAAUAAAAAAACUGAAGUUUUUUAGUGGCAAUACUGAUUUAUUUUUUAAACCAGAAAGAGAAUCCAUAUUGAUUACUUAUUACAAAAAAAAGAAAAAAAAUAACCAAAAAAUCAAAUACACAAAUUCAUGAAGCAACAUAACAGGUAACUGAGCAUUUGGCUCAAGUUUUCGAACUUUCCUAUAAUCCUGUAUAGGUUUCAAAUUAUUUAAUAACCUUAUGCUCAGGAUUAACAAAAGGUUCUGGGUGAGAGUUUUAGGACAUUUAAUAAAUCUGACCAGGAUUUGUGUUAUGACUCAAGAACAAAAAAGGUAGGCAGUCUUGCUUCUAGUGAGAUUAAUGCAAAUCCUAAUUAUACUGCAAAUAAUAAAAUAUUUUGAUCACUUUCUAAAACUGUCAUUUUGGAGAAAAUCCUUACUACGAAGUCAUCAUACAUUUUAGCAAAUCUGAAAAAGUCAGCUCAGGAACUUGCAGCAGCAGGGAGUUGUAAAGAUUGCAGGCUCUUCAGAGGCUCCCUGCUCUAUCUGGCCCUAGGGCUGUGGCUUGGGUUGGUCUUGUUCUUUCAGAGAACACCAGCAGGACCUUUUAGGCUCACUUCAAGAACCAGAUAACUCCCCAGCCGUGGUGGAAUUCACUUGGAUUGUAUAAUCAAGAUUUUUAAUUAAGCUUUAGACUUUUUUAUUUGUGUAGGGAUGGAAAUGACCAAGAAAUAAUAAUAUAAAGGCAAAAGAAUUCAGAGAUCGGGUCAUAAAUAUCUAUUUUUUUCUCAUGACAAGUUCUCAAGGUGUUUUGUUACAAACUAGAUUUUCAUUUUUAAGAAAAUGAAAGUUGGUGGUAUUUAAAAUCUAGACAUACCAUAUUGCUAUUUCACUUUCAUUGCUUUAGUUGCUUAAUAUUUAAGCUUUGCUUCAUGCUACCUUUUGUGUCUGUAUUUCAAAUCUUCAUAAGCCUAUUUCAUUUUGUAGACUUGAGUGACAUAAAUUGUUUCUCAUCUUAAGUAUGCGCAGAGUUAAAUGUUAAAGAAUGUUGUGUAACAUUUAUCCAAUAAAGUCUUGAUUUUUUUUAAAAAUUUUGUUAUUUAAAAAACAUUUGUUUACAUUUUAGGAGUUAGCUUUUGAAGAUUAAAAAAAAACAAUUUAAAAUUCAACCACUAGUACUUUAGGGAGCUACCUUGAGUAUCAUUGCCUCCUAGGGAGAAGAGCCUGUGCGUUUUUCAUCACUAGGCAUUUUUAUGGUGCCUCUUUCUGACCAAGGAUAGAGGAAGGGUGAAUAGUUUAAUAGUUUAAUUUUAAUUAGGACUCUGCACAAAUGAACUACUUUCUUUUCUGUUGGAAACAAGUAACAUACCCAUCUGAGUUGGAUGUAAUUAAACCUCUAAUUGUGGGCUUUUUUUUGUUGUUGUUUUUUAAGGCAGUCCUGCCUCUUUAAAAUUUUGUCCAGCUCGUCCAAUGUGAGGUCAGGUGUUUGAGCUGAGAACCAGAAACACUUGGCUCUCAGGCAAAAAUCAGUCUCUUAAAUUGACCAUAUAGUUGAGACUUGUCAGUAAUAACCUAGAAACUUAGGUCAGUGUCUCCCC
Messenger RNA from Choloepus didactylus (southern two-toed sloth), 5209 nucleotides. RefSeq names its product PWWP domain containing 2A (gene PWWP2A). The record is from RefSeq and is a predicted model, not a curated record. Gene Ontology annotation, cellular component: nucleus. The transcript is spliced from 3 exons. Bases 78 to 2354 code for a protein of 758 amino acids. Gene Ontology annotation, molecular function: histone binding; chromatin binding. Lineage: Eukaryota; Metazoa; Chordata; Mammalia; Pilosa; Megalonychidae.